Messenger RNA from Melitaea cinxia (Glanville fritillary), 585 nucleotides. RefSeq names its product ejaculatory bulb-specific protein 3-like. The coding region runs from base 55 to 426 and encodes 123 amino acids. The transcript has 3 exons. The record is from RefSeq and is a predicted model, not a curated record. Lineage: Eukaryota; Metazoa; Arthropoda; Insecta; Lepidoptera; Nymphalidae.
AGUACACUACACCAAGCGUGACUGAAUACAGCCCUACUACAACGGAACAUUAAGAUGAAGCUCCUGAUUGUACUCGCAUUUGUGGCGGUGGUCGCCGCUCGACCUGAAGAUGACUACAGCCGCUACGAGAACUUCAACGUCGAUGAAAUUACGGGCAACACACGUCUGUUGAAAGCGUACUGCGAAUGUUUCCUCGGAUCUGGAAAGUGUACGGCUGAAGGCAAAGACUUUAAGAAAUGGAUUCCGGAAGCAAUGCAAGACAAUUGCAGCAAAUGUUCUGAAAAACAAAAAGUUCUAAUUUCUAAGAUGAUCAUCGCAAUACAAGAGCAAUUACCUGAAGAGUGGGUAAAGCUCAACAAAGAAUUCAAUCCUGACAGCAAAUACGAUGAAACAAUAAAAGAAUUCCUUGCCAAAUACGGACACUAAAAUUCAACAGAAAUGGUCGUAUAGCUGGCCCGCUGAGCCAUAGUCUUUUUAGUUAAAAUCAGAAUACGUGACCACACUCUCUGCAUUUGUAUUGAUGUAUAUUUUUGAUAAUGUUUAGCACAUAUGUGAUAAAUAAAUAAUAAAUUCCUUUACGUCAAA